AUGAGUAAUAGCACCACCUAUCAGAACGCCACUUCUCUAAUAAUUUGCUUAUUAUUUGGUGUGGAGCUGGAAAAGAAUAUUUACUUUCACACAACAUUGGCUGUACUUGGAAUUGUACUGGCUAUCUUAACAAUAACCUUCAAUGCAAUAUUUUUAUUGGUUAUCUUCAGGUUCAUAAAUGACCUAUCCAUACCAGAUACGUUAUACGCUAUGUUAGCAGUAAGUGAUAUUCUCACUGGAGUUAUUGUAAUGCCAUCCUUUUCAGCUUUUUGGAUUCACGCUCUACUUUCCCAUAGCGACUGUAUGCUGGUAAAUUUCAUGAAUGUAAUGGUACAAAUUCUGGGAAUAGCAUCUGUUUCAAUGAUUGCUUUGAUCACGUUAGACAUUUUCGUUGCCAUUGUGUAUCCAUUCUUGCACAUUUUGUACUUCACAAAGAAGUUUUUCUACAUGAUGUUUGGAUUUAUUUGGACGCUGGCUAUCAUAUGUCCAGUUGCUUUUGUCAUUAUUUCAGCUAAAGAUUGGUACGUUUAUCAAAACAUAUCAGGUGGAAUAAUCAUUACUGUGUUCCUGGCUCUCCUUGUCAUGCAUUUAAAAUUGCAUCGUGUGCUGAAUAAUCUGCAAUGUCAAAUCACGCAUGUCAAUAACGAUCAAAAAGAGAAUCUCAGAGCAAAAAAAAAGGCAUCAAAGCUGGCCACUUCAAUUUUAGUCACCCUGUUGAUUUGUUGUGCACCAAGUUUGGUCUAUUUCCUACUUACAGCUAUUAAAGGGAAUACAGUUUUUACAUCCAGCUAUCUCUUUCAAGCCUCUGAAGUUUGGUUUUUUCUGAAUCCCUUGUUAGAUCCAUUUGUAUAUUAUUUCCGCUUAAAACGAAUAAGAAAGGAUGUGCUUAAAAUGUUUUCUGGAAGAAAUACAGGAAGUUCAAUAUGAAAGCGUUGACGAAAACAUGAAGUUACAGAUAACAUCCGACAAUGCACAUUCCCGACGGUUUUAUUUAACGAUUGAAUGGAUGCUAAAAGUCGUGCGGUGCAGAUGGUGUUUUUUUGGUUUUUUCAUUACAAUUUAUUAAUUAACUACACUAGGAAAUGCGUAAGAACAUUUUAUUAUUACAUUUCCUCUGCACUGAAAGGAAACCUCUCCAUUCGUUUUAUUGAUUAAUUUGUCGAUAACUUUGGAAAAAAACAAUUUGAUUUGUUGCUGUAUUGCUUACGUAUGGUAAUAGCCAAUGCGUUGAUGCUUGCUUACGUAUGGUAACAGCCAUUCACAAGCGAAACAUUGCCCUCCAUAGUUUGGAAAUAACUUCCUUUUGCUAGAUACUUUACCGUUUUUAAACCAAGGAAUAUGUAGCUCUACGACCCUUUUUGCAAUGGAAUUUUCGAUACAUGUAAUUUCCUAUUCGGGCGAAUCCUGAAUAUAAAAAUAGAGGAAAGUUCAGCUGUUUAGCUUAUGUAUACCGUCUGGACAUAUUUUAAAUUUGAUGGUAUUUUUCGAAUUUUUUAUAACCAAACCCAUUCCAAAAAUUAUAUUUAAACCGAGUUCAGAAUACACCAUUUGGUCCGGGUGCAGAGGAUUUUAAUGCGAUAUGAUUUUAAUAAACAGAUACUUUUGCUUAACUAUUGGAUGUAGAUAACGUACACGUUUAAUUAUAAGGAAUACUUUUAUAUGGA
This is a messenger RNA of Hydractinia symbiolongicarpus, 1664 nucleotides long. RefSeq names its product histamine H2 receptor-like. The transcript has a single exon. Gene Ontology annotation, biological process: G protein-coupled receptor signaling pathway. The record is from RefSeq and is a predicted model, not a curated record. Gene Ontology annotation, molecular function: G protein-coupled receptor activity. Bases 1 to 927 code for a protein of 308 amino acids. Gene Ontology annotation, cellular component: membrane. NCBI's taxonomy places the organism in Eukaryota, Metazoa, Cnidaria, Hydrozoa, Anthoathecata, Hydractiniidae.